CUUGCUGUGCAAAAAGAUUGGGACUGAGGUGAGAACCUGGAGGAGUUAAGAUUAGGAUUGGGACAUGGAGCUGGAGUGGGGAAGGACUGGAAUGAGGACAGGGGAGAAGGGGCCACACUUGAGAAUGGACAGAAAAGUCUGUGCCUACUAGAGUCCACUUCCAUCCAGAGCCUGGAAAGAAACCCAAGUCUCACCAUUCUUCUGCUGUCAGUGUAUAUCUGUAAAAACCCACUGGCAAAGUGUUAACAUCCUCCUCUUUUGCUUGGCCACACAGAGGAUGACAACUUUCUGCUGCUAUCGUUUACUCUUGUUAGCUCAAAUGGCAGAGGUCUGUGUGGUGGAUGUAAAGAUUCUGACCCUGCUUAUGACCUGUGUGUGUAUCAGUAUGAUGCCCCGUGAUUGAAUUUCUGUUACUUCAGUUUGCUUUUUUAAAUCAAGGAAAUUAUACGCAUGGACUACAUUAAAAGAAUAUUAUUAAGGUAGCAAAGUCAAACACUCAAAGAUAGGAAAUAUCAAAAUUAAGUUGUUUGUGCAGUUUUUAAUUACUUUUCACAUACUAUUUUUUCCCAUGUGAUCUUUGCUUUAUUCAUUGUAGAGAAUGCUCUUUCUCUGGAGAUGAAUCAAAAUUGUGUAGUUAAGGGGUCUGUUGUCUGUUGUCUGUAGGAGCCCUGCAUCGUUUGUUGCAGAAUUUGGAAGGUGUGUAAUAAAUGAAGCAGAGGUCAGCAAAAAGUGAAAGAGUAAGCUGUCAUGGGAUAAGAGACUCUCGAUUUACUCAAACUCAGGAUGAAGAAUCUGUCUCUUAGCUUGAUCAUGGCGCACCUAGUGGUGAUCUCAUCUUGCCACGUACUGAUUGAGGAUCACACAACCGUGAGCCCUCUUGUAAGGGAUUCUGCAUUGAGAAGGAACCGAAUGGUGGUGGAGAAGCACGAGGACUGAAAAGCACAUGUAUGCCCUACAAGUACUGCUGGCCAAAAAGAGUUUCAUCUCUACUACGAAGCGCGUGCACAUCAUCAGUGGAAUGCACAUAUGCACAACACAGCUCGAAGAACUCGUUACUGUACUUGGAUUAUAUAUUGGCUUUGUAUACACUAGCACAUAUCAAGCAAGACAGAUGAACUCCAGCCUUGUGUGCACUUUCAAUUAGCCUACAAGAUGCAAUUUAGUAUGAAUCCCAGGCAGCUUUGGAAGUGAAAGAGAAGUUUGAGAUCUCUGGCUGGAAGCUGAACGUGAUGACGGCCUGGUCUAUGGUGGAGAAGUUGAAAAUGGAGAAGAGGCAUUCCAAAGAAGAGAGGAAUGUGGAACAGGAUGCUGGGGACUGCAGUGCUGAAUCUGAGGAAUGGACAAGCUCAGAAAGUGAGCCUGAACAACAAUGCUUCAAAAACAGCUGUAGCAAUACUCAGUGGAGGGAAAAGGAAAUUUCUACUAAACCACAUAGGCAACUCUGUCGCUCUCCUUGCCUGGAUCGUCCAAGUUUCUCACAGAGCAGUAUCCUUCAGGACUUGAAACUGGAAGAGUGUAAAAUAAACUUGGACAAGGAAUACCAGGCUAAAAUGGAUUUUGCUUUAAAGCUUGGGUAUGCUGGAGAUCAGAUCCAGGCAGUGCUGAACAAGUUGGGAGCAGAUGCUCUAAUCAAUGAUAUUUUGGCAGAACUCGUGAGACUUGGCAACAAGGGUGAAUCAGAGGGACAAGGCAGUGUCGGCAGUAGUAGUGGUACUCUGGUGCCCAGGGGUCCUUGCCCAAAGGAAAUGGCCAGCCCUGAACUGUCACUUGAAGAUGAAGUAGUGGAUAACACUGACAACUUAAGACCAAUUGUCAUUGAUGGAAGUAACGUGGCUAUGAGCCAUGGGAAUAAAGAAGAAUUUUCCUGUCGGGGAAUUCAGCUAGCUGUUGAGUGGUUUCUGGAGAAAGGACAUAAAGAUAUCACUGUAUUUGUACCUGCGUGGAGAAAAGAGCAGUCUCGACCUGAUGCACCAAUUACAGAUCAAGAAAUUUUACGUAAGUUGGAGAAAGAAAAAAUUCUUGUAUUCACCCCAUCUCGGCGAGUUCAGGGAAGAAGGGUGGUCUGCUAUGAUGACCGGUUCAUAGUAAAACUGGCUUUUGACUCAGAUGGCAUCAUUGUGUCAAAUGACAAUUAUCGGGAUCUUCAGAAUGAAAAGCCAGAGUGGAAGAAAUUCAUAGAGGAACGCCUGCUAAUGUAUUCUUUUGUGAAUGACAAAUUUAUGCCUCCUGAUGAUCCUUUAGGACGCCAUGGUCCAAGCCUUGAAAAUUUCCUAAGAAAAAGGCCUGUUAUUCCUGAACAUAAAAAACAACCAUGCCCUUAUGGCAAAAAAUGCACCUAUGGACACAAAUGUAAAUAUUAUCAUCCAGAACGCGCAAAUCAGCCUCAGAGGUCAGUAGCAGAUGAGCUUCGAAUAAGUGCCAAAUUGUCUGCUGUGAAAACUAUGAGUGAGGGAGCUUUGGUCAAAUGUGGCACAGGAUCAUCCAUUUCCAAAGGAGAAAUCAAUUCUGAAGUGAAACGUAUUGCCCCCAAACGCCAGUCAGACCCAAGCAUUAGAUCAGUUGCUGUGGAACCUGAGGAAAGACUGUCAGUAGCACGGAAGUCAGAAGCCAACUCUGUCCCUUCUCUUGUUUCUGCAUUAAGUGUACCAACAAUCCCUCCUUCAAAAAGCCAUGCUGUUGGUGCAUUAAAUACUCGUUCUGCAAGCAGCCCUGUACCAGGGUCAUCACAAUUUACUCAUCAAAAAUCCUCACUAGAACACAUGGCCAGUGUGCAGUAUCCUCCCAUACUGGUCACCAAUAGCCAUGGCACUUCUGUUAGCUAUACAGACCAGUAUCCCAAAUAUGAAUCUUUAGGAGACCAUGGCUACUAUUCCAUGCUCAGUGAUUUCUCCAAUUUGAGCAUAAGCAGUAUGCGUAACACAGAUUAUUAUGGGGCUAAUGCAGACCAAGGGAUGUACUCUAGAAAUUCAAGCCCCUGUCCUGACAAUCGCUUAAGCCAUACAAGUAAUGAUUCUUAUUCCUCUUAUAAUGAUUUGUAUCUGGGUGUAGCAGAUGCCAGGGCAGAAGACAAUGUGAAGGUCCACAGACUUUCAUCCCAAAAUCGUCUUCAGCCUUUUUCCCAUGGUUACCAUGAAGCCUUAACUAGAGUUCAGAGUUAUGGAACUGAAGAGCCUAAACAACUCCCUCGCAAACAGUCUGUUUCCCAUUUAGCACUGCAUGUCCAGCAUCCAGUUGUUGGAGCACGGUCCAGUUGUCCAGGAGACUACCCAGUGCCUCAGAAUGUUCAUCCAUCAGCCACUGCACAGCCAAGCCGUGCCUUGGUCAUGACAAGAAUGGACAGUAUUUCCGACUCACGGCUUUAUGAAAGUAACCCUAUGCGGCAGAGAAGGCCACCCCUCUGUCGAGAGCAGCACGCUAGUUGGGAUCCAUUACCAUGUGCUGCUGAUACUUACGCUUACCACUCCUAUCCACUGAGCAACAAUCUCAUGCAACCAUGUUAUGAACCUGUAAUGGUAAGAAGCAUGCCUGAAAAGAUGGAGCAACUGUGGAGGAAUCCCUGGAUUGGGGUAUGUGGAGAGCCACAGGAACAGCAUAUUAUUCCAGAACAUCAGUAUCAGACAUACAAGAAUCUCUGCAAUAUUUUCCCUGCUGGUAUUGUCCUCUCGGUAAUGGAGAAAAAUCCCCAUAUGACAGACGCACAACAGCUGGCAGCUAUGAUUGUUGCCAAAUUGAGAACAGGGCGUUAAAAUGUUAGAGCUUCUUUUUGAACUUGAGUGUAUAGUGGGCAGGAUCUGGAGGAAAAGUUAAAAAUAAGGGAAGUGGGCAAAUCUCUUGUAACUACUUUCUAAUUCUGUGGUAUAAAAUUCUGUACCCUAUAGCAAUCAUUAAAUAUAUGUGUGAGGCACUAUAUAAAAGCAGAUUGUAUUGUAAAUAUAAUGAAUAUUUUAGGAUUUCAAAAAUAGGGCAUUUUAAAGGUAUUUUACAGGAAGUGCAUACAUUUUUGCAUGAAUAUAUUAUUUAACUAAGAACUACAAGGUUACACUUUUAGAGUCUAAAGCUGUUCAUUCAAAACUAUUGUUAGCAAUUAUAUUGCAUGUAUCAAUGUAUAGUUUCAAUUUGAUGAUAAAUAUAUAAUUGGCUUUUCAAAAUACGCUCUAUACAUUCUGGGAUCAUAAGACUUUGGCUUUGACACUGCAUUCCUCUGGGUCAAAUAUUUUUUUAAAUGGGAUGACUUGCCAACAAUUAAAAUAAUCCUCCGUUUGUAAAACAAACCUGAUCUAUUCCCUUUUUCACUUUUAAAUAUCAACAGAAUUGGUAUCUCUUAGCUUUUAAAUCUAUCCACCCAGGGUUUAAUCCUGUAAGGUGUGCUGACCACUUCGGCUCUAAUUCACCACUGGCUCCAAUCCAGCAAAGCAUUUAGGCAUAAGUGCUCAGCAUUUUUCAGGAUUGAAUCCCAAUUCAAUGUUAAAAGUAGGAUAAACUGUAGCCUUCCUCUUCAGAAGAACUGAUGAGUACAAAAUGUACAUUAGUACAUUUUAAGGGUCAAUUGUAGACUGUCACUUUACUUAUGCACUGUUCAUUACUCACCCUCAAGUGGAGGGGAAGGUAGUGGAUGUUAAUGUGUGAAUAUCCAGUUUGGUAGAAACUGCAACCCUUCUUUUGUGGCUAGGGAUAGUAUUUGAAGGGUUAGAAUUACACUCCAACAUAUGAAUAGACAAUGUUUAAAAGGGGAGAGGGGCUGGUUCUGAAAAGGGAUGCUACAUCUUUGGCUUGCUGCAACCUGGCCUACUUUGCACUUCAGGUUGACCCAAAGGUGUGUAUUUUCCUCAUGAAGGAUUUUAAAGCUUUUAUUUUGACAGGCAAGAAAAAAAUUCUGUGUGGCAUUGUUUGCGCAACUAGUAUUUUGCUCAGGGGUGGGAACCUUUGUAGCUAAAUGCCUCCAUAAGAGGUGUUUAUUGGUUUUUUUAAGCUGCACUGAAUGGACGCCCUUUUUGAAUCAAUGUAUAUUUCAACAUUUUGAACCAUUACUAACUCGAUAUGUCUCGAGCUAGGACUUGUUGACUUCUACUGUAGUUUUUUUCAUGAAAGUUGAGAAGGCCUGGUUUAUGGCCUUUUGUUUCUUCAUGAGAAGGUGUGACACUGCCUAAAUGUUUCUUACUGUGAAACACACAGAACGUGAGGCUGCAGUCAGGGUUGUUUCUGGUGUUUUGAUAAUGGCUUGCAUGCUGCUUUCUGGUUCUGUUUGUCUGAGGACCAAAGACUACUACAUCACUACUUCCACUUGCUACUGUAAAACCUGCAUUGAUUCUAAGUGUAUCUCGUGGGCUAUUUAUCAUGUGCAAAAUGUGAAAAAGUUACAGAUGCAAUUAAAGUAAAUGUAUUAGUAUGUUGGCUGUUCACAUCAUUUCACACAUGAUAAAUAUUUAGUGUCCACACAGGUACCUCUCAGACUACUUACAUAUUUUGUCAUGGCCAUAUCAUUAUGUGUUCAAAUUGCAUUAACUUGAAGAUUAUUUUCUUCAUACCUGGAGUAUUAAAAAUAAUUGUUUUAAUUAGUUGCAGAUCAUUGCUGUUAAUAAAAUUGAACUAAUCUUCAAAAAGUUAGCAAAUAACUAUAGAAAAAUAUUUUUACUCUUGACCAACUUUCAAAGCAUAUCUUAACUAGCAUUUUAUAUUUUUUAAUUUCCAAUUACUUCAUAUUCUCUUCUCUUUUAUGGUAAAAGCAGCUGAGAGUAAUGCCUCAAAUAACCAGAAAUGACCUUUUGUUUGUUGAUACAAAUUGUAUCUCUCUUUUUCUUGAUUGUAUAAAAAACUGUACAAAAACCAUCUCUAGAUUAACUUCAAUAUUGCAUUUUCACCAUGUUUGUGACACUGUGUGUCACAGGGAAGUAGCCCAUGGGUAAUUAUUAAUCUUUUUAUUUAAAAUGGGCACUUGUAGUUUAUAGACAAACAAGGACAACUUUUCAAAUCCACUUUAUUACAGUGUGCACAGAUAUUGUGUGUACACUUAAAAGCAUUAUAUUACAUAAGUUAUCUUUAGUCUAUUUAUUAAACAAAUACAUUCUUGCAAUGGAAUUUUAUGUAAAAAAUGUCAGUGUUAAUGAAUCAUCUGCACGUGUUUAUAAAUAGAACUGUAACAAUGUAACUGCUGUAGACCCUGCUUAACAGGUUAAUUAUACAUGUAUGGUUUAGUUUUUAAACGAGGUUUUGUGUACUCACACUUUCCAUCUUGCAUGGAAUUAAAUGUGUAUGUAGAAAAAUGUUUUCCUUCUCCCCACCUAUACAGACUCUUGCAAGAUGGUUUGAUAGAGGUGUCUCUCAGCAUACUUUAUUUGUAAUACUGAGCAGAGGUUACUGCAUAAGGUUUUGGAUGGUUUAUGGAGAUAACGUAUCUUGUAGGAAUUGUCUAGUCAUUUUAACUCUUUCACUGACUUUAACCUGAUAGUAAAUUCAGUCGUCUUCAGGGCCUUGUAUUUAUUAGGAAGGAAUGAGAGUAGAAUCCUAGUAUAAAUCCAGCAAACCCUUUCUCUAAGGUACUUCUUUGAAGGCAUUUUUUCUAAGAUGAGCCAAGAAUGUUUACAUUGUAUAGAAAUAUGGAAAAAAAUGAUGAAGUCUUGUAGAAAUGGUCUGCAGAAUUUUUGCUUGUAAGUUAUUCCUCUUAAAAGUAAUAAUUUAUAAACAUGGUUUAGUGUCUCUUGAUCAGCUAAUUCAACUUAGAGCAUUCAACGAUCCACAUACGUUUUAAGAUAUCUUCAAAUGCCAAUUCAAAACACUAACGUUCAUUAACCUUCAGCACUUAAGCUUAGAGUUCUUCAAACACAGAAGAGUUGAUCUCAAGAAACACAUGAUCAUUAGUGUCUUAUUGUAAAUAUGAGUUUGUAUAAAUGCUCUUUUUGAGAGCACAAUAUUUAAAUACACUUUUAAAUUUGUAUAAUAGAACAAUUCCAGAGUAUAUAUUUAAAAAGGAAAAAACCCUCCAAAGAUUAACAUAGUACUAGAUAAAGAACAGCAAAAAAUAAAAUUGGGUGAAAUCCUGACCUAUUCAAGUCAGUAGGGCCAGGUUUUCAUCCCAGGGCUCCCUAGCUUGCUGGUCUUCAUGUUCCUCAGCUAUCUUACUUUUAUGUAGUUUGUCACUGAAGAUUACAUUACCUUCAGUUUAUUAGGCAACUGAGUAAUGAUUUGGAAUAAACUAAAUGUAUUUCUGGAAUGUUACCUGAAGCUACUUAAUGUUUUUGUAAAUAUCACAUGGUAUUUAGUAUUGUAUGAGCUUGUGUAUAUAGACUGUUUGACUACUAUUAGUCCUGGUGGUGUACUAGUGAGCUACAGUAGUUUGCUUUAUCCAUUUGUAGAAUUAAACGUUACUGUUUAAUUGUUGUAAAAUUUUAUAAAAUCUCUUUGGGUUUUUUGGUUGACCCAAAUAUAAUGUAAGUCUCAAUGACAAAAAGAGUGAAAAUGGACGUUAAACCAGUACAUGGUCUUCGUAAAUCACUGUACUAAGUGUGCAAUGCUCUAUCUGAUGCUGCAUGUAAUGCAUUCACUAGCAUGGCCGUAUUUUUAGCUUUCUGUAAAGUUUUGAUUAAUUUAACUGUUUUUAAAAUGCAAAGAAUGUGUAUGGUUGAUAAGAACAAACUGUAAAGCAGACUGACUAAAGAACUUAUCACCAAAGUAUUUUAUUUUAUUUUAUUUUUUUAAAGCCAGUUUGCCUCUGAAAAUGUGAAUUUUUGCCUUUUGGAGUGAUUUUUAAUGACUAAAAAAAUCAGAAUGAUCAAGGUGUGAAUGAAGAAAUUUUCCCAUGUUACCCAGUUUUAAGAAUUUUACCAUAACAAAACAUUUGGAAGAUGGCAGGGAUAUGGUUCAGUUUCCUUACCACCACCUAAGAAAACUCCAUCAAGGCCAUACUGUGAGCCCAGUCUUAUUCCACAGCAGCAUGUGAGAACAGCACUGUUCAAAAGAAGCCAAACAAACAAACAAACAAACAAAACCACACAGUAAUUUCAGAUAGAUGCUGUUCUGAGGAAUUCUUAAGUAUUAACCUGUUUUGAACUAUCGAUGGAUUACUUGAAUGGGGAGUGGUAAGUUCAUAGUGUUGUUCAGACCAUUAAAUGUUUCACCAUUAUACACUUCAACAAUAAAUGUUGAGCUGACAGCUUUUUUUUUUUUAAAAAACGACAGAGCAUUUCUUUUGCAUAGGGCUUCUUGUUGCUGAAAGAUUGCUGUGUGUAGGUGUAUUAUAUGUAAAAAUCCCACCACAAUAUUUCAAGCUAAAGAAUGUAAGUUCACUAUCACAUUAGAAAUCACAGUAUGCUUUCCCUGUUACACUAUUUGGUUAGCCUCUGAGGAAGAAGCAUAAUCUGUCACUUUGGCCUGUUUUAUUUAGAACAUGCAUGUGGUGGUGGUUAGUGAUGUACUGUGCAAAAUCCCCAUAAAACUUGUCUGAAUGUAUUUAAAGGUUUGUUAGUGGUAUUAUGAGGCAAACAUGGAAGACUCUUUAGGUUGAUUGUAAAAUAUUACUUGUUCUCCCCCACCCCCCAGUAAUGUUUAACGGGUUUGCACAACUAUUAAAUAUGAUCAGAACACUUAUAUAUGGAUUUACUUAUUCAAUAAACUUAUGAAAGUUCCUGCA
Molecule: messenger RNA, 8623 nt
Organism: Malaclemys terrapin pileata
Lineage: Eukaryota; Metazoa; Chordata; Testudines; Emydidae
Gene: ZC3H12B
Product: zinc finger CCCH-type containing 12B
Exons: 8
Coding region: 1230-3746 (838 amino acids)
Cellular component (GO): nucleus; cytoplasmic ribonucleoprotein granule
Molecular function (GO): RNA endonuclease activity; metal ion binding; mRNA binding
Source: RefSeq, a predicted model, not a curated record